UCCGAUGUGUUGUCAAUUUGAUUUUUGAUGUGUUGUGUUGAAGCAGGUCGCGAAAUUUUUUCCCUGUCUCAAAUCAAAUUUUUCAUUAAUUUCCAAUUAAAAUAAACUAAUCUUUAUUCCAUUAAAAAUACCCCAUAACCAUAUACAGUGAUUCUCAAUUAAAUUUAUAAAUAAUUUUAAGUGUUUAUCUGUGAAAAUUCUAAAAAAUUAAAUAAAAUUCCAAUUCUGAUUCCCAUCAGUGCUAAGUGAAAAAGAAGAAGAAAAUUUGUGUAUGUGCACCAAAUCCAGGAGAAUAAGGAAGCUGGGCGAAGACGACAACGGCAACGACAACGACAACGUCAACCGCGACGAAGACCAGCUUAGUCUUGUAGAAUUUGGACGGACUUCUAUCUAAAGAAAUAGAAAUUAAAAAAAAAAUUACCACAAGCAACCGGACGACCGCGACGUUCGUUGUCUAAACGUGCGGCGGUGCAUGUGGAUGGAAUUCUUGAUUAUUCCGCCGAGAUAAAUAAUAAGAAACGAUAAACGAAUAUUUCAGCACCUGAAGCAUUCAACAAAAGAAGCAAAAGAAGAAGAGAAUAAAUCGUGACUGAGUAUGCCUCCACUUCAAACCGCGACCGAUGUGCAACAAUGAUGAGGAGCAAAAUAUAUACCAAUUUGCAUAAAUCGUAGUGUUAUAACUAUCUUAUUGGACUGGCGGCGGACCACGAUGCAGAAAUAAUGUUAAUCCGAAACAUAAAUCAAAACCAACUGUGAUUCAAAAAGUCAGAUUUCCAACAAUUAAUAAAAAUAUAAAAAAUACUCUCAAAAGCUUCAUACAAGUUCAAAGUCUCAGAAACAACAUCGAGUCGAACCCAUCAUCAUCAUUGUCGUAGCAUUUGUUUGAAGCAGAAACCAAUGACCGGCAUCGGAAAAACUAAAUUGGACAUUUUUAAUGAGCAAGAAAAUGUCGAAUGCAGACACAACAAGUCCAACAAUAAGAAGCAUCUCAUCAUUUUGUGACUAAACAUUUUCCUUUGUUUGUUAAUGUUGCCCGAUCUGUUGCAGCUACAUUAAAAGAAAUUGAAUUUUAUUUGAGAUUUUGUUGUUGUUUUAAGUUCGGCUUAGAAUUUAUUAUUUUUCGAUUGCAAUUUGCUUUAUGUUUUCUCAUCAUUUUAAAAUCGCUUUUAUGUUCGUUUUUAUGUGAUAAACCGUCUAAAUUCCUCGAGAGUUAAAAAACAAACAACUUAAACGUCCCCUCAUCCCGCAAAAACAAAAAAUAAAAAACAAAAUUCACUAUGACGAACCUAAACGUGUCGAGAAUGUUACGUGGAAGACUACGAUCAAAUACGUGCCGGAUAGUAUUACUUACAUCGCUCGUAUGGGUGAUAAUAGAUUUAAUAUUAAUUACAAAUUACUCGGAUUGUAUAAGCAGCGACGGAUGGCGGUGUAAACGGCCAGGCGAAUAUGAUGUUGAGUUACCCGCCGAAAGUCAACGCCUUGUCGACGAAGACUCAAUGGUAGAUGAAGCUGAAAUAGAUACAGCGAAAAACCUCGACGGAGGUGUAUCAGUGCCAAUCACAUAUCGUAAUACACUUCUUCGUAAAUGGCGAAUGGCGCCAACAGUUCAAGAACAAGUUGGCCAACCUGGAGAGCUGGGAAAACCUGUAAAAAUCCCAGCUGAAAUGAAAGGCUUAAUGAAAGAGAAAUUCAAAGAGAACCAAUUCAACCUGCUGGCCAGUGAUAUGAUGUCAUUGAAUCGUUCCCUGACUGAUGUGCGACAUGAAAACUGCAAAAAGAAAUUUUAUCCAACCAAGCUUCCAACCACUUCCAUUGUGAUCGUAUUCCACAAUGAGGCUUGGACCACACUUUUGCGUACAGUAUGGAGUGUCAUUAAUCGUUCUCCUAGGUCAUUGCUUAAAGAGGUUAUUUUAGUGGAUGAUGCUAGUGAGAGAGAUUAUUUGGGCAAGAAACUAGAGGAUUAUGUGGCGACACUGCCAGUGCGAACGUUUGUAUUGCGAACUGAAAAGCGUUCUGGCUUAAUUAGAGCGAGACUGUUAGGCGCAAAGCAUGUAACGGGUGAAGUUAUCACAUUCUUAGAUGCUCAUUGUGAAUGCACAGAGGGUUGGCUUGAACCACUUCUAGCGCGUAUUGUACAAAAUAGACGAACAGUAGUUUGUCCAAUAAUUGAUGUGAUAUCUGAUGAAACAUUUGAAUAUGUCACAGCAUCCGAUCAGACAUGGGGUGGCUUCAAUUGGAAACUUAAUUUUAGAUGGUAUCGAGUUCCUCAACGUGAAAUGGAGCGACGCAAUAAUGACCGAACAGCUCCACUUAGAACGCCCACCAUGGCAGGUGGUCUCUUUUCAAUAGACAAACAAUAUUUCUAUGAAAUUGGUUCAUACGAUGAGGGUAUGGACAUUUGGGGUGGUGAAAAUCUUGAAAUGUCCUUCAGAAUUUGGAUGUGUGGCGGCUAUCUAGAAAUAAUACCAUGCUCGAGAGUUGGUCAUGUUUUUAGAAAAUCAACGCCAUACACAUUUCCUGGUGGUACAACGGAAAUUGUUAAUCACAAUAAUGCUCGUUUGGUUGAAGUUUGGCUGGACGAUUGGAAAGAAUUUUACUACAGUUUUUAUCCAGGAGCGAGAAAAGCUUCAGCCGGUGAUGUAAGCGAACGUAAAGCGCUACGUGAACGACUGAAGUGUAAGAGCUUUAAAUGGUAUUUGGAACACGUCUAUCCAGAGAGUUUAAUGCCAUUAGAUUACUACUAUUUAGGAGAGAUUCGUAAUGCUGAAACUGAAACCUGUCUAGAUACGAUGGGUCGGAAGUACAAUGAAAAUAUCGGUAUAAGUUACUGCCAUGGCUUGGGAGGAAAUCAAGUUUUCGCCUAUACAAAACGGCAACAAUUGAUGUCAGAUGAUCUUUGUCUGGACGCAUCUAGUGCAAGUGGACCAGUGAAAAUGAUUCGAUGCCACAAUAUGGGUGGCAAUCAGGAAUGGGUCUAUGACGAAGACGAUAAAUCCAUUCGACAUUCAAAUACCGGUAACUGCUUGCAAAGAGCACCACGAAGCGAUGCAAGCACACCACUAUUACGACCCUGUGAUUACACGAAGGGUCAACAAUGGCUUAUGGAAUCGAAAUUUAAAUGGCAAGCCCAUUAAAAAAAAGACACAUUCAUACUAAAAACAAAAAACAAAAAAAUACGUAUAAGAUGAGUUUAGAAGUUUAAAAUUAAAUUUAUUAUUUACUUUUGUUUUGCUUUUACUAUUUUGUUUUUGUUCUCUUAAUUUAGUUAGUAAAUAUAAAUACUAAAAAUCUAUAAACUUUUAUAUGAAAAAAUCAUAAACUCAUCAUCGGUCGCGAAUCAGAAUUGCAAUUAAGUCUUCCUAAAACAUUUCCAUUUAUGUAUUAAUCGAACUUCGGAUCAUUAAAAUAAAAAAAAAAUUAAUGUUUUAAUUUUUCUUUAUAUAUUUACUUGUGUCAUAAUUCAAUUUGCAUUUUAGUUUCGAUUUUAUUAAACAAAAACAUUAGAAACUUUCGAAAAAUCUUAAACCGAAGUAUUUUGUUCUUAAUUUUAUAUAAAAAUAUGGUUGUAUUGUACAGUAAACAAAAGAAAAAGCUUGAAUUCCUUAAUUUAAUUUGAAAAAGGAAAUGGUAUGUGUAAUUAAAAUAAAAAAGCGUUUAAUUUUCUUUAUUAUUUUUUUUAAUAAACGAAAUGAUACAGCGAAAAGUAAUGCGAUAAGCUUCUAGGUCUAGGGCAUCAAUCAGCAAGAUGAUUUUCUUUAACAUUCAAACAGUUAAAUUGUGUUAACACUCAUAAAUGGUCUUUAUCUUGAUUUCCCGCUUUUUUUGGUUUGUAAAAAUUAACAUUUUUCAGAUUUUUGUAUGACCUUUAUACGAAUCCGAGGCGUGAUAGUUAGUGCGUAGGACUGUCACGCCAGAAGUCUUGGAUUCAAUCCCUUCCUGUGCCACCUAUUCAUGUGUACUGCCUUUUGCGAGGAUUUAACAAAUCCUAUAAAAGUAAUUCUUAUCAUGAAAAGUGCUUUCUCAAAUUAGCGGUAUAUAAACUGUAGGUCCCACCCAUCAUUCAUAUUACUUGCACACAGAAAUAGUUGAGAGUUGAAAGUCCUGGUUCUCUACGCGUUCACCUAAUUUUUUUGUUUAUAUUUCGAAUCCGACAUCAGUUAAUCAUACUAGGGUCUUAAGAUAUUAACGACUUUAAAAUCUGUGAACUCCAUUAUUUAAGGCAAUAAAAUUUGAUAGUUUAAUAAUUAUUGUCUUUAAAAUUCAGUUUAAUUUUUUUCAGUAACUUAAAAGUCUCUGAAAAAAACUUUUAUGUCCUAAAUUAAGUUUAAAAAAAGCUUCAAGAUUCACAAUUUAUGAAAAUGUCCGUGUAUUAAAUAUUGAAAAGACUUGAACUUUAAUUACAAAAUAAAGAAUUGUUCUUUGCAAAGUCUGAAUCUGAAUUCAAUUUGUCGCUGAGAACUAUUGUCUAAAUUACUCUAAUUUCAAAAACACCGUUUACAAAAUUCUUUUGAAAAGCGA
Molecule: messenger RNA, 4518 nt
Organism: Eupeodes corollae
Lineage: Eukaryota; Metazoa; Arthropoda; Insecta; Diptera; Syrphidae
Gene: Pgant5
Product: polypeptide N-acetylgalactosaminyltransferase 5
Exons: 12
Coding region: 1278-3134 (618 amino acids)
Cellular component (GO): Golgi apparatus
Source: RefSeq, a predicted model, not a curated record